ACCUCCCGAGACGCGCACGAUGUCGAGGGUCGCGGCGCAGAAGACGUGGCAACAGAUCUGGAUUCGCCCUGAGGUGUUUCCCAUCGUCGCGGCGAUCGGCAGCGCGGGCACGCUCUGCGUGUUCUUCUGCGGCCGUCAGAUCUCCAGCUCUCCCGGCUUCCGAACUUUCAAAGACGCGCGGAAGAACGAGUGCAUUCCCGAGGACGCGAAGCGCGUGAAGGAGGGCAUCAGCUGGAGGGAGAAUCUCGUCCGACGCACGGUGAGGGGCAUGAACCCGCAGAUCUUCCCGGGGUUGAACGACUGGAUGAGCAAGUAGGCGACGUCGAGCGGCCCCGGCAGCGGCGGCGGCGACUGCGAGCCGAAUACAUCAUUGUAAAUCUAUCACUGAGAGUUAUCUCGUC
This is a messenger RNA of Micromonas pusilla CCMP1545, 401 nucleotides long. RefSeq lists its product as uncharacterized. The record is from RefSeq and is a predicted model, not a curated record. NCBI's taxonomy places the organism in Eukaryota, Viridiplantae, Chlorophyta, Mamiellophyceae, Mamiellales, Mamiellaceae. Bases 20 to 316 code for a protein of 98 amino acids. The transcript has 3 exons.